AUGGCGCAGUUCAAGCACUUUUUGCUCACGUUCAUACCGAGUGAUUGUAGCCGAUUACCUGCGCGUCAGAGCGGUGAGCCGGUCGAUCCUCAACGCCCGCUGUAUGUUCAACGCAUGGAAGAUAUGGCGUUGUCAGGUUCCACCGCAUUGGACAUAGACUGCGAUCAUCUUCGGCAAACCCGACCGGAUCUGUGUACUCAAUUGGUCACAUUCCCAAAAGAAGUGAUCCCUGCUUGUGACGCAGCUGUGAAUGCGCUGUUCCUCGAUCGAUUCCGCGAUGUGCAACUGGAGCGAUCUAUUCAGAUUCGCCCCUUCAAUUGUGGUCGCUCACGCACUCUUCGUAGUUUGGAUCCGGACGAUCUAGAUCAGUUGGUUACAGUAACCGGACUGGUCAUUCGUCUCUCCUCUUUGAUCCCGGAAAUGAUGCGUGCUGAAUUCAAGUGUGCCGUGUGCGGGGCACUCACUUCGGUCCCAUGCGAACGUGGCUGUGUAGCCGAACCGGAAGCGUGUGUUCGAUGCCACUCGGCUCAUACUGCUCAGCUGCUUCAUAAUCGAUGCCUAUUUGUCGAUAGACAGAUGAUCAAAUUGCAGGAAUCUCCGGAGAACAUGCCUGCCAGUCAAACUCCGCAUACGGUUGUGUUAUACGUGCACGAGGAGUUAGUAGACAAAAUGAAACCUGGAGAUCGCGUAGUCAUCACUGGAAUCUAUCGUGGUAUUCCUUUGCGUGUUUCCAAUCGUCAACGGACACUCAAGGCGGUCUACAAAACCUACAUUGAUGUUCUUCAUUUCAGGCAAGUUUUUCCCGCACAACACUCGUUUUUAUGUAGUAACACCUGUAUCGAUUUACGGGACUGUGCUCAAUUAGAUGUGGUUGACUUCCAAGAUGAAGGGUUGCGUGGUGAUGCUGCCUCGCACGUAGAUCGCAGUUCAACCGAUCGCGAUGCUUACAAAAAAUUCACAGACGAUCGUGUUCAAGAGUUUCAAGCCCUGGCUCGGAAACCGGAUCUGUACGAGCGUUUGUCCGCGGCGAUCGCACCGACUAUCUAUGAAAAUGAAGACGUAAAGAAGGGAAUCUUGUUGCAGCUGUUCGGUGGUACUCGAAAGGAUUUCUCCGCAAAAGGUCGUGGUGAUUUCCGGUCAGAAAUCAAUGUGUUGUUGUGUGGUGACCCAGGUACUUCCAAGUCACAGUUACUGCAGUACGUCUAUCGCCUGACUCCUCGCGGACAAUACACUUCGGGGAAGGGCAGUUCUGCGGUCGGUUUGACAGCGUUCGUGACCAAAGAUCCAGAAACACGCCAACUCACCCUUCAAACCGGUGCUCUAGUGCUUGCUGAUAAUGGCAUCUGUUGUAUCGACGAGUUCGACAAGAUGACCGACUCCACGCGUUCGGUGCUGCAUGAGGUGAUGGAACAGCAGACACUCAGCAUCGCAAAGGCUGGUAUUCUAUGCCAGUUGCACGCACGCACAUCCAUCUUGGCCGCGGCCAAUCCGGUCGGUUCAAAGUGGGAUCCGCACAAAACGAUCAUUGAUAAUAUCCAGUUACCUCACACCCUGUUGUCCCGAUUUGAUUUGAUCUUUCUCAUCCUGGACCCACAAGACGAAGUUUACGAUGCUCGUUUGGCACGCCACUUGGUCAGUCUGUACUAUUAUCGCGGUUCGGAUACGGAAACGAGCGGGUCGGAUAGUAGUACGGUUGCCCGUGGCGCACCCCUCGGUGUUAUGCAUGUCGAUGGGGAGGAGGAAAGCUCCAUGACCGUGGAAUUCUUCAAAGACUAUAUCGCUUAUGCGAAGGCGAAUUUCCAACCGAAAUUGAGCGAAGAAGCCGGGGAGUAUUUGGUGCGUGAAUACGUGGAAAUGCGGAAAUUGGGUGCCGGUCGAGGACAAAUUUCUGCUUAUCCGCGACAACUAGAAUCGCUUGUUCGACUUGCCGAGGCACAUGCCCGUCUACGCCUGUCGAACGAGGUGACUGCAGACGAUUGUCGCGAAGCCCGUCGAUUGCAGCGCGAAGCUCUGAAACAGGCCGCAAUCGAUCCAGUCACCGGGACCAUUGACAUCAACAUCUUGACAACCGGUGUGAGCAACAGCAUGCGUAAACGUCGCGAGGAAAUGGCUUCCGCUAUCUGGGCCCUUCUGGAAGAGCGUCCACGUGUGCUUACGUUCGUCUAUGCUCGUGUGCUGGAGGAGCUGCGCUCGAAAUCCGAACGGCUCAUCAGCCGGGAGACCUUUGAGGAUGGAUUGAAUAUGUUGAAAAAUGCGAACAAAAUCGACUGGGCCGGGAACACUAUCAGAAAACGCUAG
Echinostoma caproni is the source of this 2298-nucleotide messenger RNA. The record is from the annotation of a GenBank genome assembly. NCBI's taxonomy places the organism in Eukaryota, Metazoa, Platyhelminthes, Trematoda, Plagiorchiida, Echinostomatidae.